AUCAGUCCCGGUGACGCUCCUCUCACAGCCAGCAUGUGCAGCAGUAGCAGCUGGAGCUAAAGCUAAAGCUAAAGCUAAAACCCGAACCAGCAGCAGCUCUAAACCCGCAGCCCGAACCCCGAACCCCGGACCCGGUAUGGGUAAGAAGAAGAGCACGGGCCUGGGCAGGGCCCUGAUUAAAGAGAGACUCGGAGCGGCGCGGGGGAACCGGAGGAACGAUACCUGGCUUCACACCAGUGAACUGAAUGAUGGAUAUGACUGGGGUCGUCUGAAUCUUCAGUCUGUGACCGAGCAGAGCUCACUGGAUGAUUUCCUGGCCACGGCUGAACUCGCUGGAACUGAAUUUAUUGCAGAGAAGCUGAACGUGAGGUUUGUACCGCCUGAAGCCCGGACUGGAUUACUAACAGCCGAAGAGUCCAAAAGACUGAAGAAGCUCCAUGAAGACAACAGACAGUUCCUUCGGAUCCCACGAAGACCUCCGUGGGAUGAAAGUACGAGCCCCGAGGUUCUCCAGCAGACUGAAAGAGACACUUUCCUCACAUGGAGACGAGAUUUGGCGAGGCUGGAGGAGGAACAGAAGUUGAUUCUUACACCUUUUGAGAGGAACUUGGAUUUUUGGAGGCAGCUCUGGAGAGUCAUUGAGAGAAGUGAUGUCGUGGUUCAGAUUCUUGAUGCCAGAAACCCUCUUCUGUUUCGCUGUCCAGAUCUAGAGAAAUAUGUAAAAGAGGUGUCCGGUCAGAAGGUUAACAUGCUGCUUUUAAAUAAAGCUGAUCUCCUCACUCGAGAACAGCGACGGACCUGGGCCAGGUACUUCCAGAAAGAAGGUAUCAGAGCCGUGUUCUGGUCCGCUCUGGCUGAGGCAGCCCGACUGGAGGCUGAAGAAAAGGGAGAAGAUGUGGUUGAGGAUGAGGAGAUGAGUGAUCCAGAAGCUUCAGUCAGCUACAGUGAAACUGAAGGAUCAGCGACGAAUAGUAACGAAAAGGAAAUGAAAAACAAUAAUGAGAAGGAAGAGGAGGAGGAGGAGGAUGAUGAAGAAGAGAGUAUAGAGGAGAUUUUUGAGGACUGUACCUCAGAAGCAGACUGGCAGACCUGCUCAGAGGCGUCAGGAGACGAAGGAGAGGAAGGAGCACACAAAUCAUCUUCGUUUUAUAACUCCAGCCGUCUGCUGCACAAAGACGAGCUGCUGGAAAUGUUUAAAUCUGCACAUUCUGGACCCACAUGCAAGGAGGGACAGCUGACCGUCGGACUGGUUGGUUAUCCUAAUGUUGGCAAAAGCUCCACUAUCAACACCAUCUUCCAGAAUAAGAAGGUGUCAGUAUCGGCUACACCUGGACACACUAAGCACUUUCAGACUCUGUUUGUGGAGCCCAGCCUCUGCCUGUGUGACUGUCCUGGUCUGGUCAUGCCUUCCUUCGUGUCGACCAAAGCUGAAAUGAUCUGCAGUGGGAUUCUCCCCAUCGACCAGAUGCGAGACCACGUCCCAGCUAUUUCCCUCGUUUGUCAGACGAUCCCAAGAACCGUGCUUGAGGGAACGUACGGCUUCAACAUCAUCAGACCAAGAGAGGACGAAGACCCUGAUCGCCCACCCACCGCUGAGGAGCUGCUCGCUGCGUAUGGAUGUAUGAGGGGCUUCAUGACAGCACAUGGUCAGCCGGACCAGUCCAGAUCAGCCCGAUACGUUCUGAAAGAUUAUGUUAGUGGAAAGCUGCUCUACUGUCACCCUCCUCCCCACAUUAACCCUGAAGACUUCCAGCCUCAGCACGCCAAGUUUUCCUGCCCCUCUGCUCAGAGUGAUCCCUCUAACUGCACCAUCGGGUCUUCAAAAGUCAAACGGAUCGAGAAUUCUGUAGAUAAACACUUCUUUCAUCAGGAAAAUGUUCGGGCUCUAACCAAGGGUGUGCAGAUGGUGAUGGGCUACAGGCCGGGCUGCGGUCCUGUGAAACAAGGACAAGCUGGAUCAGAACAGCCUGUUGGAAAGCCGUGGAAAAAACACGGCAACAGGAAUAAGAAGGAGAAAGUGAGAAGACUCAAUAAGCACCUGGACUCCUGAAUGCUGCCGUGUCCAGCGUAAAUGUGGGACAUUAAUUAAAGAGACACUGGGUGGUUAAUGUGUUCAUGGAAAAUCUUUUGCUUUCCAAAUGCAACAUUUUUCAGAUUUUUCAGACUUUUUCUGGUGAUCAUUCCAUCGUUAAAACAGCAAUUUCCACAGUUAUUUCAAUUACAUUGUAAUUUAAUGUAUUAAAACAUUUAUACAGUCUGAAUGCAGACACGUUGCAGAAACACCAAUCAAACCAUUAAACUAUAUUAAUAAGAAAUUACCUACUGUUGGGAGGGGAAAAAGGGCAGAAAAUAAUGCUUUGCAAGAUGUCCAAAGAAAUAUCAAAAAAAAAAAGACAGGUACUCCUUGAGCAUGGGUGAAUCAGUCUCAACGUUGCUGUGCAGUUCAUAUAGAUAAAAAUAUAAAUAGGCAGGUAACACUUUACAAUAAGAUACUUGCAGUACUUAUGCUAGAAUAUGUAUUAUAUACAACAUUCUUAAGGAUUUAAUCAUUAAGUAGUGUCUUAACAGGUGUCAAAUAAAUAGUUAAGAGAUUACUUAACCAUUUAACAAAGUUUAUUGCUGUCAUAUUUGCAUGUUUUUUUUUUAUCCUUUUUGUGAAGUACUACCAAGUGGCCUUUAUUAACACACUGCCCCCUAUUGGUCAGGAAGAAAUUUUUAAGGGCAACAUUUUUUUUUUUUUUUUACAAUUUACAAAUCAUCGUUGAUGCUUGAAUUAACGUUGAAUUGGUGUUGAUUUUGGUGUUGAUUUUGGUGUUGAUUUUGAAAAGUAAAUCAACGUUGAUAUUGUUGUUUCAUCGUUGUAUUCUCAACCUUUAAUAAACCAUAGAUCACUAAAAGUAGAAAAUCCUAGGGUAAACAGAUUAUUAAUAAUAAACUAACAUCACUGAAGUAAAGCAGAGAAUUAAGAAAGUUACCCACCACCACUAUCAAUCUGAUUUAACAUCUGAUCUGAAAACACAGCAGUAAAACUAGUAGAACAUAAACAUUACCCCAGGUAUGGUGACGAAUUGGUGUUAAAUUAAAAAGCAGUUUACAAAUGAAAUGUAAAAUUUACUGAUGAUCAGUGAUGGUUUAGAUAAAGAGACAUGUCAUCUGCUGGUGUUGAUCCACUGUGUUUUAUUAUCAAGUCUAAAGCCAGUGCAGUUUUGUUCUUCCACAAAAUCUUACAACACUUCAUAUCUUACAGCUUCACUCUGCUACUGACAACUUUCAUGGAGAUGAGAAUUUCAUUUUCCAGCUGGACUUGGCACACUGCCCACACUGCUCCAAAAGUACCAAUUGGUCUUAUAUACAGCUCUGAAAAAAACGAGACAUUUUCAAAGUGAUGAGUUUCUUUAAUUUUACCUAAAUUGAAAACCUCUGGAAUAUAAUCAAGAGGAAGAUGGAUGAUCACAAGCCAUCAAACCAAGCUGACCUGCUUGAAUUUUUGCACCAGGAGUAAAGCAGCAUAAAGUUAUCCAACAGCAGUGUGUAAGACUGGUGGAGGAGAACAUGGUGCCAAGAAUGGCAUGAAAAUGCCAUGAAUAUGAACUUGUUUUCUUUGCAUUAUUUAAGGUCUGAAAGCUCUGCAUCUUUUUUUUUUCAGCCAUUUUAAAUUUUCUGCAAAUAAAUGCUCUAAAUAACAAUAUUUUUGUUUAGAAUUUGGGAGAAAUGUUGUGUGUAGUUAAUAGGAUAAAACAGCAAUGUUCAUUUUACUCAAACAUAAACCAAUAGAUAAAAAAUAAACGCUUACAAUAGA
This is a messenger RNA of Astyanax mexicanus (Mexican tetra), 3799 nucleotides long. It is a transcript of the gene lsg1, whose product is annotated as large 60S subunit nuclear export GTPase 1. Gene Ontology annotation, cellular component: cytosol. Gene Ontology annotation, molecular function: GTPase activity; GTP binding. The record is from RefSeq and is a predicted model, not a curated record. Gene Ontology annotation, biological process: ribosomal subunit export from nucleus. NCBI's taxonomy places the organism in Eukaryota, Metazoa, Chordata, Actinopteri, Characiformes, Acestrorhamphidae. The transcript is spliced from 14 exons. Bases 137 to 2050 code for a protein of 637 amino acids.